GACUUUACUCCACUCCCAGCUCUGGGUUAGCCGCGCCAUAUGCUAAGUAUCUAACGGCAACACCAACAACCUGUCAAACCCCUCCCAAGUGUCAAACAAAGUCAUUUCACUGGCGAGGUCAUGUUUCGAAACUGAUGUAGUAACACUGGCAGCCGACGCUCUCCCGUAUCUCUGGUAGGUUGUUGUUGUUGUUUAAUAGUUUCUGUGGCUAACAGGCUAACCAGAGGAUACCCAGUUAGCCAUAGUCCGCCUCUGACACGAACCGGGGUCGAUGUUUUCGCAUGGAGGAUUUGUACAGUUGUUAGUGAAGAGGAUUUACAGGAGGGCGAGUACAGAUCAGUGGGGGUGCGCGCUCGGUUACUUCACCAUGGGGAACAACUGCAGCCAGCUCGGGAUCCCUCCAGGCAAGGGCCCCAAUCCUGUGGGAUGCACCGACUUCAUGAUGGACCACACCACACGGGGCACCUUCUUCCGGCUCUUCUAUCCUUGUCAAGAGACUGAGAAAGCAGAAAAACCUGACUGGGUCCCAUGCAAGGAGUAUUUCAACGGCCUGGCAGACUUCAUGAAGGUCAACAGGACUCUCAGUGAAAAGAUUUUCAACUACCUCUUUGGGUCCUUUAAGGUCCCAGCCUACUUGGAUGCUCCAUUCAAGUCAAAUGAAAAAUGUCCUGUCAUUAUCUUCUCGCAUGGCCUGGGAGCCUUUAGGACUUUGUAUUCGGCCAUAUGUGCAGAGCUGGCCUCUCAGGGCUUCAUCGUGGCAUCUGUGGAACACAGAGACGAGUCAGCAUCGGCUACGUUUUAUUUUCGAGAGGAGAUGUCAUCACAGGCGGUAAAGGACAAUGUCCCUAAAGCAUCGGCCCGAGACGGCUUGGUGAGGGAGUGGAUGUACUACAGAGCUCUGCAGCCCGGAGAGAGUGAAUUCACCCUCAGAAAUAAACAGGUGAAGCAGCGAGCAGAUGAAUGCAUUCUGGCUCUGGACAAACUCACUGAAAUCAACUCAGGGAUAGAAGUGCACAAUGUUCUGCAAUCGCAGUUUGACUGGACCACGCUGGAGAAUUCCAUGGAUCUGUGUAGGAUAGCGGCGGUCGGACAUUCCUUCGGGGGAGCGACAGUGAUCGAGACUCUGUGCAAAGACGUUAAAUUCAAGUGCGGCGUAGCGCUGGACGCCUGGAUGUUUCCUUUAGAUGAAGAAAUCUUUCCUCGAGUGAGGCAGCCGCUUUUCUUCAUCAACUCGGAGAAAUUCCAGUGGGCGGGGAACAUCAGCCGCAUGAAGAAGCUGGACUCAGCCGUCAUCCAGAGGAAGAUGAUCACUAUCAGAGGCACCGUCCACCAGAGUUUCCCCGACUUCACCUUCCUGACGGGAAACUGGAUCGGUAAACUGUUGAACCUGAAGGGAGAGAUCGACCCAGAGAUCGCCAUAGACCUCUCCAACAAAGCAACACUAGCCUUUCUGCAACGCCAUCUCGGUCUACAGAAGAACUUUAAUCAGUGGGACCCUCUGAUUGACGGGGCGGAUGAAAACCUCAUUCAAGGAACUAAUAUCACCCUGCUUCAGUCUUCCAUCUGACCUUGCCACUGUGCCUCAUAUACUAAAGGGGAACCCAGGUGCUCAACUGUGGAUCGCUCCCAAGCUGUCCAGAACAUUUGAGUCUCAAAUGGACUCAGUGCCAACAUUUUGGAGAUCAAUGAAGGGGAAAGGGGAUCUCUACCUCAUCAGCAGGAAAGGUUUGUUUUCCUUGAAAGAUCAAAACACUCUGUGUAUCAGUGUUUGUUUCAUGACGCCUGGAUGUUGUGCACAUGCACCUCAACACUUAAGUUGGGGAAAACUUUAUUAAUCCAUUACCAGCAAUUUCCUGGAGAAGUCAUUUUAAUCAUUGUUAAUCUUUGAGUGUAAAGAGAUCAAACCUGAGAGACAUAUUGUUAAUCAGCAUCUGUGUGAACACAGGAUCUUCCAGCAGAUCUUCCAGGAGCUACUCUGAUUGCUGUGUGAAUGUGAUGAGGCCUAACAUGAGAAUCCUAUGAGAUGGAGAAAAAAUAAAGCGUUAUAAGCGUUACUAAAUGUAUCCAUCUUGAUUUGACAGAUUAAAACAUUAGAAGUGUACAAACACUAAAAGGCUGCAUUUAAAAACCAUGUGUGCCAGAAAAGUACUGUCCAAUGAAAUGUAACAGCCUUCUACUUUUAUACAAUCAUUGUCUAAAUUUGUGUAUAAGACAAAUCCAAUAAAUAUGGUUUGUAUAUCACAAAGUAAUCUCAAA
Platichthys flesus (European flounder) is the source of this 2256-nucleotide messenger RNA. RefSeq names its product phospholipase A2, group VII (platelet-activating factor acetylhydrolase, plasma) (gene pla2g7). Lineage: Eukaryota; Metazoa; Chordata; Actinopteri; Pleuronectiformes; Pleuronectidae. The record is from RefSeq and is a predicted model, not a curated record. The transcript has 11 exons. Bases 272 to 1567 code for a protein of 431 amino acids. Gene Ontology annotation, molecular function: 1-alkyl-2-acetylglycerophosphocholine esterase activity.